Molecule: messenger RNA, 390 nt
Organism: Procambarus clarkii (red swamp crayfish)
Lineage: Eukaryota; Metazoa; Arthropoda; Malacostraca; Decapoda; Cambaridae
Source: RefSeq, a predicted model, not a curated record
GUUCGUUUAGUGGAAGGAAAGCUGGAAGAGAGUGCAUUAGAGAAGCUGGAGGAGGGUGAAGGGAAGCGGCUCCCUGUGGACUUGCACCUGGAUUGGGUGUUGGGGAAGAUGCCUAAAAAGAAGUUUGAGUGGACCAAGCGUCGUGCAGAGCCCCAGCCCCUGGACUUUCCCAACACGGUGAACACACUGGAGGCUCUGGAGCGUGUCCUGAGGCUGCCUUCGGUAGCCAGCAAGAGAUACUUGACAAACAAGGUGGAUCGAUCAGUGAGUGGCUUGGUUGCACAACAGCAGUGUGUGGGCCCUUUGCACACUCCUCUGGCAGAUGUUGCAGUCACUGCGGCCUCGUACUUCAGCAAGGUCAGUUGGUACAGCAGUCAUCUCUGCAAUUAA